AUGGCGACUCACAUGGCACUGUUGAAAGCUAGUAAAAACAACCAAGAUAAGGAGAACGUCCGAUGCCAGAAGUGCCUGGAGUUUGGCCACUGGACCUACGAGUGUUCAGGCAAACGAAAGUAUGUGCAGCGGACAUCGCGAGUCUCUCAUCUCAACAAGAAGAUCAAGCUGGCAAAAGAACAGGCAGAGAUGCAACUAGUGCAAGUUUCAAGACCAAAGAUCGACAGUAAAACAGCAAAAACCAAGAGCAAAAGAUCAAAGAAGCAUCGCAAGGCAAGCUCUUCGUCCAGCAGCAGUGACACGGACUCUAGUGACGACAGCGAUUCUUCAGACUCCAGCGACAGUUCUGAUACCUCCAGUGACAGCAGCGUCGUGUCCGACAGCGACAGCUCCGACAGCUCCAGUACGAGCAGCAGCAACAGCGACAGCGAUAGCAGCAGCAGCAGCAGCUCGGACUCGGACAGCAGGAAAAAAAUCUCCCGCAAAAAACGGCGGCGGUGAGUGUGGCCUCAUUCGAGCGGCUUUCUGAUUGGACGCCAGCCUCAAUUUGAAUAAAUAUUUGCAUGUGUUCUCCGAUUUACAUGCAGCGAAAACUGGAGGCAAGGGAGGGAACCUUGCUUUGUGUUGGCCCGUGGAAACUCCUCAGCUAGUCAGCGAAGAAUUGUAGAGUACUGACCUCCUCGGGUGGUCGAUCUGCAAUAAUAUAAUCACCCACAAAAUUCAAACUACAGAGAGGGGUAUCCAGAAUGGAGGGGGGCCCGACAUUUGUGACCUGUUCUGUCAAAAGCAGACGCUUCUGGGCAGAGGUUGAAAUUGAGAUAGGGCCAAAAAAUGCUGUGGGGGUGAUUUUUUUCGA
Messenger RNA from Patiria miniata (bat star), 856 nucleotides. RefSeq names its product zinc finger CCHC domain-containing protein 10-like. Gene Ontology annotation, molecular function: nucleic acid binding; zinc ion binding. The transcript has 4 exons. The coding region runs from base 1 to 501 and encodes 166 amino acids. Lineage: Eukaryota; Metazoa; Echinodermata; Asteroidea; Valvatida; Asterinidae. The record is from RefSeq and is a predicted model, not a curated record.